UCCUACUGCGGCUGGGCACCCGCUCGGCUCCCGCGUCGGCCCGCGCUCCCGCUGCGCCUGGCCCGGCCCCGGCCCGGCUUGGCCCGGCUCCGGCCUCCGAGCUAAGGCGCUGCUGCCGCUGGGCCGCUCCCAGGGCCAUGAGGAGGCGGCGGCAGCCACUGCGGCCCGCGUCAAGGUGACCGGCCGGGACUGCGGCGGUGAGAAGAGCGGCCGGCGGGGCGGGCCCCUGAGGGCCGGGCCGGAGGGAGCUGCAGGACGGCUCCAGACGGGUUAUGUCGCCGGCAGAGGCUGCCCUGACGCUCCCUGCGGCCCGGAGACUAUGUACAAGAGGAAUGGUCUGAUGGCUAGCGUGUUGGUCACCUCUGCCACUCCACAGGGCAGCAGCUCAGACUCCCUGGAGGGCCAGAGCUGCGACUAUGCCAGCAAGAGCUACGACGCCGUUGUCUUCGACGUGCUGAAAGUGACCCCCGAGGAGUUUGCCAGCCAGAUCACGCUGAUGGACAUCCCCGUGUUUAAAGCCAUCCAGCCGGAGGAACUGGCCAGCUGUGGAUGGAGCAAGAAGGAGAAACAUAGCCUCGCCCCCAAUGUCGUGGCCUUUACCCGGAGGUUUAACCAGGUCAGUUUUUGGGUUGUACGAGAGAUUCUAACAGCACAGACUUUAAAAAUAAGGGCAGAAAUCCUGAGCCAUUUUGUGAAAAUAGCCAAGAAACUUCUAGAACUCAACAACCUUCAUUCGCUCAUGUCUGUGGUGUCAGCGUUGCAGAGCGCGCCCAUCUUCAGGCUGACCAAGACCUGGGCUCUUUUGAAUAGAAAAGACAAGACCACCUUUGAGAAACUGGACUACCUGAUGUCCAAAGAAGAUAACUACAAACGGACUCGGGAAUACAUCCGAAGCCUGAAGAUGGUGCCCAGCAUCCCCUAUCUAGGGAUCUAUCUCCUGGACUUAAUCUACAUUGACUCUGCAUACCCCGCCUCAGGCAGCAUCAUGGAGAACGAGCAAAGAUCCAACCAGAUGAACAAUAUUCUCCGGAUAAUUGCCGAUUUGCAAGUUUCCUGCAGCUACGAUCACCUCACGACCCUGCCCCACGUGCAGAAGUACCUGAAGUCCGUGCGGUACAUCGAGGAGCUCCAGAAGUUUGUGGAGGAUGACAACUACAAACUGUCGCUCAGAAUCGAACCAGGAAGCAGCUCUCCGAGACUCGUUUCUUCCAAGGAAGAUCUUGCAGGCCCCUCAGCAGGCUCCAGUUCGGCCAGAUUCAGCAGGAGGCCCACCUGUCCUGACGCGUCCGUGGCUGGCAGCCUCCCCACACCUCCAGUCCCCAGACACAGGAAGAGCCACAGCCUGGGCAACAAUAUGAUGUGUCAGUUGAGUGUAGUUGAGAGUAAGAGCGCAACGUUCCCGUCGGAGAAGGCCAGGCACCUGCUGGACGACAGCGUCCUAGAGUCCCGCAGCCCCCGCAGGGGCCUCACCCUCACCUCCUCCACCGCCGUCACCAAUGGACUCUCCCUAGGCAGUAGUGAGAGUUCAGAGUUUAGUGAAGAGGUGUCUGCAGGGCUGGAAAGCAGGGGACGUCUCUAUGCCACGCUGGGGCCUAACUGGCGGGUUCCGGUUCGGAAUUCUCCCAGGACCCGGAGCUGUGUCUACAGCCCCACAGGUCCCUGCAUCUGCACCCUGGGGAGCUCGACAGCCGUGCCCACCAUCGAGGGACCUCUGAGAAGGAAAACCCUGCUCAAGGAGGGCCGGAAGCCCGCGCUGUCCUCGUGGACCAGGUACUGGGUCAUUCUCUCAGGAUCCACCCUGCUGUACUACGGAGCCAAGUCCUUGCGGGGCACAGACCGGAAACACUACAAGUCCACGCCCGGCAAGAAGGUGUCCAUCGUGGGCUGGAUGGCGCAGCUGCCCGACGACCCCGCGCAUCCAGACGUCUUCCAGCUGAACAACCCUGACAAAGGCAAUGUUUACAAGUUCCAGACCGGCUCCCGAUUCCACGCAAUACUGUGGCACAAGCACCUGGACGACGCGUGUAAAAGCAACAGGCCUCAGGCGUUGUGCGAAAUACUUCACAUGCAGGAAUCGGCCGAGUCCUCCCCACGUCCCUCGGAGGUAGGUCCUCUCGCUGUGUCCGUUUCACUCUGAGGCUCCCAAGGCUCAGCAAGUGGCAGGCACUCGACCAAGGCCCCUCCGUUAGGGAGCGGUGGGGCUGGGACUCGGAACUUGAUGCCGUGACCCCUCUGCCUCUACUUCCCCCGCCCCACCCCGCUGCAGAUGAGCAAAAGGCCCUGAGAGAAGAGGCUGCGCCCAGCUCCUGCCUCGAGGCGGGCAGGCGGGACCCAGUGGGGCAGCGGAAGCAUCCACAAUGAUGGGAGGGAGCUGGGGUCGCUGGACCCCUGCCCUCGGCCUGUCUGGGGACUGAGCAGCAGGCAUGCGCUAGAUGGUGACAGCUUCCGCAGGAAGGGUGGGCAGCGGCUCCAAGGCCAGGGGACCUCAGCACAGGCGAGCUCACACCAGGUGUUUGGGUCCGGGAGGACAGGGACAGCACAGACUGCUUGGCCCCUCAAAGCAAUGCCUGUGGACAGGGGGAGGGCUCUAGGGGCAGGCCCCAGGGUCUGCGCCCAGGUCAGAGUCGCAUCUGUGAUGUGAUGAAGACAUGUGUGAGAAGCUGGUGGCGAUUAUAGAUUAUAGUCCUCAACAAACUAACACCGCAGGACAGGACCAGUCCAAGGAUAAACCUGUGAUCCCACAGGAGGCGGGGCUACACUGCAUUUGAGUCCCUGACUCACCCUUGUGACUGCUAGGAAUUCUUUUAAAGAUUUAUUUGUUUCUUUGAAAGUCAAAGUUAUGGGGGGGGAGGGGAGAUCUUCCAUCUGCUGGUUCACUCCCCAAUUGGCUACAAUGGCUGGGGCUGGGCCAGGCUGAAGCCAGGAGCCAGGAGCUUCAUCUGGGUCUCCCAUGUGGGUAGCCAGUGGGUCUCCCAUGUGGGCCAUCCUCCGCUACUUUCCCAGGCCAUUGGCAAGGAGCUGGAUCAGAAGUAGA
Molecule: messenger RNA, 3034 nt
Organism: Lepus europaeus (European hare)
Lineage: Eukaryota; Metazoa; Chordata; Mammalia; Lagomorpha; Leporidae
Gene: RALGPS1
Product: Ral GEF with PH domain and SH3 binding motif 1
Exons: 20
Coding region: 320-2137 (605 amino acids)
Biological process (GO): Ras protein signal transduction; positive regulation of GTPase activity
Cellular component (GO): plasma membrane
Molecular function (GO): guanyl-nucleotide exchange factor activity
Source: RefSeq, a predicted model, not a curated record